AAGAUGAAGGAGUGGGUAUGGGGGGGAGGCCCCGGAUGUGGCGUGUCUCCUUCCCCUUCGUCGUCCCCGCCCCAAGAUGGCGGACCUGAACCAGCAGCUGCAGGCCUACCUGGCGCGGUCCAAGGCGGAGGCGCCGGCGGAGGGCCGGCCGGAGGGUCGGCCCGAGGCGAUCGCGGAGGCGCCGUGGGGCUGCGUGGGCCGCCUGAGGGGCGUCCCGUGUCCGGAGGGCCCGGGGCGCCGGGAGCGGCUGUGGGCGAGCGGCCUGUGCCUGUCGCUGGCCGCGCCGUGCUUCGGCCUGUCGCUGCUGUACUUGCCGGUGCUGGCCCUGCGGGCCCGCAAGUUCGCGCUGCUGUGGUCCCUGGGGUCGCUGCUGUGCGUGUGUGCCUGGGCGCUAUGGCGGGGCCCGGGGUGCCCGGGCCGGGCCUGGGCCCUGUACUUGUUUGGGGUGUCGGUGAGCCUGUACGGCGGCCUGGCGGUGCGCAGCGGGCCGCUGACGGGCCUCGGGGCCGCCGCCCAGCUGGCCGCCCUGGCCGCCGCCCUGCGCGCCGCCCUGCCGGCCUGGCCCGGGGCCCCCGCCCUGCGCUACGCCCUGGGGGGCCUGGCCCCGGCGCUCCCCGUCUGA
Molecule: messenger RNA, 622 nt
Organism: Tachyglossus aculeatus (Australian echidna)
Lineage: Eukaryota; Metazoa; Chordata; Mammalia; Monotremata; Tachyglossidae
Gene: SFT2D3
Product: SFT2 domain containing 3
Exons: 1
Coding region: 77-622 (181 amino acids)
Biological process (GO): vesicle-mediated transport
Source: RefSeq, a predicted model, not a curated record